Molecule: messenger RNA, 609 nt
Organism: Letharia columbiana
Lineage: Eukaryota; Fungi; Ascomycota; Lecanoromycetes; Lecanorales; Parmeliaceae
Exons: 3
Coding region: 1-609 (202 amino acids)
Cellular component (GO): endoplasmic reticulum-Golgi intermediate compartment; extracellular exosome
Molecular function (GO): calcium ion binding
Source: RefSeq, a predicted model, not a curated record
AUGCACUCCCACCUCGCUACCUCCAUCUCCAUCGCCCUUCUCACCCUCCUCCCUACAGCUCUCUCCCACGGCCACCAGGUCCCCAUUUCCGACGACGCCGACUGGGCAACGCGUCAUAUGGCCGAAGAACAUCACAUUACGAAUCUCGAUCCCUCCGCUUUCUUUACCUUGCACGACUAUGAUUCGUCCGGCCAAUGGAGCCCCGACGAGAUCCGACGAACGUACGGGCUAGAUGACGAGAGCGCUAAGGAUGUGCCGCAGGAAAAGAAAACAAACGCUGUACAAGAGGUUAUAGGGAUGUUUGACGAAGACGGGGAUGGGGCCAUUAGUAGGGAGGAGUGGAUGGAUGGGUGGGUGAAGCAUGGGAAGAGGUUGCCGGACUUUGGGACUGGACCCGGACAUCAUGGCGAUGACGAGUAUGAGUACGAAAUCCAUCAUUUCGAGAAGUUUCAUGAUGAGAAUACGAGAGAAGAAGACCUCACGCAUCCUGAAGACAUCGCCCAUUUCCGAAAACAUGAUGAGAUGGAUGCUCAGGCAGAGUACCAGGAGCAAAUGGACCGAAUGCCCAUAGUGGAGCAGAACAUACCCCAGAAGUUUCGGCGGUACUAG